Purpureocillium takamizusanense is the source of this 1086-nucleotide messenger RNA. RefSeq lists its product as uncharacterized. The coding region runs from base 1 to 1086 and encodes 361 amino acids. NCBI's taxonomy places the organism in Eukaryota, Fungi, Ascomycota, Sordariomycetes, Hypocreales, Ophiocordycipitaceae. The record is from RefSeq and is a predicted model, not a curated record. The transcript has a single exon.
AUGGGGAUGCGCAACCUCCUGGCUGUUCCGCUCAUUCUGAGCCGAUGGGGUGCGAGCGUGGUCGCAGAGCAGAGCGGACCGGCCACUGUUACUCCCAUGACGGACCAGGCACUGUCCCUGUCAGUGGUCCAGGAGAUUCACCGCCAGCUCCAACGCGAGCUUCCAACGGGAGGGCACUUCGACACCCCCUUCAUAACCGCUGAAAAAUACGAGGUCUAUGCCCACGAGUGUCUCUCCAACCGGCUGGAUUACCUCCGCCGGAGCAUCACCUUGGAGGUGGAAGUCAACGAGGGCCAGCUCGAGGUCAACGAAGGGUCGAACCCCAUCACUUUCCAUAAGCCAGCGCCCACUCCAAAGACAGACAUCCCUGUCAAAGGAUGGAGUUUCAGAAAGGGCAGCGACCUUUCGAAGUCAGCCUUGCUGCGCAGCAGCUUCAACGACUUUAAGCUCCCACUGGCCGUUACGGGCCUCAACUCAACCAGCGAGGACCCGGCACAAAAGGGGCAUAUUUUGCCUCAGUCGUGGCGCACGUUUGUUUGCCCGGCGCAGCACGCCUGCUCGGUCCAGACCUGGACAUAUCUCGUGAGGUCGCACGGGCAUUGCACUGUCGUGCCCAUCUACCACGCCAACUGCACCAACCCACUCGCCCGAGUUCUCACCGGGGGGUGGGGAAGUUCCCUCAAAGUUCCAAUGGAACAGAUCAUAAACAACAACCAAUCCAUCGCGCUUGCAGCCCUCAAGGAGGCUGUGGCAACCUGGGAUCGUGCUGGGAGCCUCUACUACAGCGUCUCCAGGAAGGACGGGCGCUCGUUCAUCGUGCCCCUCCCGCUCAUCGAGCACGAAGGCGUCUGGCAUCCGACGCCGGAGCAAUACAACGUCCAGUACAGGUUCGAUGCGCCUUGCCACUACAGCUCCAUGCUGCGAACUCAGGAUGGUAAAGUCAUGAGCACCCAGGUGCUUAUCACACGAAGCCUCCUCGACGGCAACGUUAAACGUGGAGAGGUGGAGUCUGGAGACGACGUGGAGGACCUAGAGCGUCGGUUCAAUAUUACUGUAUUGGAGAAGAUGGAGAGGCUGCAUACCUAG